Molecule: messenger RNA, 1359 nt
Organism: Rhodotorula toruloides NP11
Lineage: Eukaryota; Fungi; Basidiomycota; Microbotryomycetes; Sporidiobolales; Sporidiobolaceae
Product: DNA primase small subunit
Exons: 10
Coding region: 1-1359 (452 amino acids)
Biological process (GO): DNA replication, synthesis of primer
Cellular component (GO): alpha DNA polymerase:primase complex
Source: RefSeq, a predicted model, not a curated record
AUGGCGAACAUGCAGGUCGACUCACAGCAAUCCACAACCCUCCCUGGGCCAGCCCUCGACGACCUCUUCGCAGACGAGCAGCUCGCGUCCCUCCUCCCAAAGAUGGAGAACCCCACCGAGGAGUCCAUGGGCGACUUGUCGAACCCGAUGGUCAUGCGCACUUACUACUCCCGCCUCUUGCCUUGGAAACCUAUGUUCCUCUGGCUCAACCAGUCGCACGUCCCAACCCGCCAAUUCACCCACCGCGAAUUCGCCUUCACGCUCCAGAACGAGGCCUACCUCCGCUACCAGUCGUUCCACUCGCACGAAGAGCUCAGGAAGGAGGUCCUCCGUCUCAAUCCGAGCCGUUUCGAGAUCGGGCCAAUGUACUCGGGCAGGCCCAAGGACCGCAAGGCAUUGAUGAAGUCGGCCUUCCGCCCCUUGACGCGCGAGCUCGUCUUCGAUAUCGACAUGACUGACUACGACUCGAUCCGAACGUGCUGCAAGGACAAGAAGAUGUGCAAGCGGUGCUGGAAAUUCAUCACCGUCGCCGUCAAAGUCCUCGACGACCUCCUUCGCACCGACUUCGGUUUCACCCACAUCCUCUGGGUCUACUCCGGCCGUCGCGGAAUCCACGCCUGGAUCUCGGACUCGAGCGCGAUAAACUUGACAGACGAACAGCGGAGCGCGAUCGUGAGGUACAUCGAUGCGGUCAAGGGGUACACGAACAUGGAGAAGAGGUUGGUUUUGUCAAAGCCGCUGCAUCCGAGUAUCAACCGCGCCUUCCAGGAGAGCUUGAAGCAGGCUUUCGCGAGCGUCGUCCUGCAGGACCAGGACUGUUUCCGUACCGACCCGCAGCAGUGGGAGAACGUCGUCAAGAUGCUCCCGGACAAGGAAAACGCCGGCCACCUCCUCAAGCACUUCCCGCCUUCUUCCUCACCCGCCUCCUCCGUCGAACGCUGGACCGCCCUCGCCCCGAUCCCGUCUUCCUCAAAAGAACCGAAACACAAAGCCGAGAAGUACAAAGAAGCCGUGACGGAAAUCAUCGUCCAGUACACGUACCCGCGGAUCGAUACCGAAGUCUCGAGGAAGUUGAACCAUUUGCUCAAGGCGCCUUUCUGUAUUCACCCCGGCACCGGCAAAGUCUGUGUCCCCCUCCUCGCCUCCCAAAUCGACUCCUUCGACCCCGACACCGUCCCCACCGUUGGCCGGCUGCUGCUCGAACUGGAAGACCUCGCGCGGAGGGGCGACUCGAGUGCGGAUUGGGGCAAGACGAGUCUGAGGCCGUAUGUCGAGCUGUUUGAGAGGCAUGCGGAGGGGGUCGUGAGGGAUCGGGCGAGGGAGGUCAAGGCCGAGAAGGCCGUCUCGAUGGAGUUCUAG